ACCUCUCGCCGCCCUCUUCCCCCUCCUCGCCGUCUUCCCCGUUUGGAACGCCAAGCUGCAGCGUCCCCUCCGGCGAAAUGGCCCCGAAGAGAGGCGGCAGGGCGCCGGUGCCGGCGAGGAAGAAGACGGAGAAGGUGACGAACCCGCUGUUCGAGAAGAGGCCGAAGCAGUUCGGCAUCGGCGGCGCGCUGCCGCCCAAGAAAGACCUGCACCGGUUCGUUAAGUGGCCCAAGGUGGUGCGCAUCCAGCGCCAGCGGCGCAUCCUCAAGCAGCGCCUCAAGGUGCCCCCGGCGCUCAACCAGUUCACCCGCACCCUCGACAAGAACCUCGCAACCAACCUGUUUAAGAUGCUCCUCAAGUACCGCCCUGAGGACAAGGCUGCUAAGAAGGAGAGGCUUUUGAAGAGGGCCCAAGCUGAGGCGGAAGGUAAAACCGUUGAGGCAAAGAAGCCAAUUGUUGUUAAGUAUGGUCUUAACCAUGUCACAUACCUCAUUGAGCAGAGCAAGGCCCAGCUGGUUGUCAUUGCUCAUGAUGUUGAUCCGAUUGAGCUGGUUGUGUGGCUUCCAGCCCUGUGCAGGAAGAUGGAGGUCCCUUACUGCAUCGUGAAAGGAAAAGCCCGUCUAGGAUCGAUUGUUCACAAGAAAACUGCGUCUGUCCUAUGCUUGACCACUGUCAAGAACGAGGACAAGCUUGAGUUCAGCAAGAUCUUGGAGGCCAUCAAGGCGAACUUCAAUGACAAAUUCGAUGAGGUCAGGAAGAAGUGGGGAGGCGGUGUCAUGGGAUCCAAGUCACAGGCGAAGACCAAGGCCAGGGAAAAGCUGCUCGCCAAGGAGGCUGCCCAGCGGAUGACCUAAGUUAUAGCCCUCUGUUGAGCUCUCUCCAUGUAGUUUCACUUUUCAGUGUCCUGAUUUUGACGAGGAACUCAAAUUAGCACUGUGCAACCGUGCUGUGGUUUUCUGAGUCUUUAAUUUCAUUUUUUUUCUCUUCAGCGGACCAUGUUGGGAAACUAUGCCAGAUCCAUAGCUGCUAAACCUUUUUGUUCCAUUCUCGCACGACGUACAGGUUUACUGUAUGGCUGUGGAAUAGCGUAAAAGAAUUAUUCAGCUCAAAUUAUUCAGAGCUGAAAUGGUCACGUGCGAAAGCAGAACUAAACAAAAAUUAAGAAACUA
Molecule: messenger RNA, 1169 nt
Organism: Oryza brachyantha (malo sina)
Lineage: Eukaryota; Viridiplantae; Streptophyta; Magnoliopsida; Poales; Poaceae
Product: 60S ribosomal protein L7a-2
Exons: 7
Coding region: 78-854 (258 amino acids)
Biological process (GO): ribosome biogenesis
Cellular component (GO): ribonucleoprotein complex
Source: RefSeq, a predicted model, not a curated record